Molecule: messenger RNA, 2663 nt
Organism: Brassica napus (rape)
Lineage: Eukaryota; Viridiplantae; Streptophyta; Magnoliopsida; Brassicales; Brassicaceae
Product: probable FBD-associated F-box protein At1g32375
Exons: 2
Coding region: 519-1439 (306 amino acids)
Molecular function (GO): protein binding
Source: RefSeq, a predicted model, not a curated record
UUAUAUUUUGCUUUAUCUUAGAUAAUUCAGGAAACGCAGAUAUGCAUAUUUCUUCUUAUCUGUUGAUGCAAAAAGUACGGUCAGACUUCUGCUUGUACAAAUCCUAAGUGUGUUAUAGGAAAAAGAGUUUUUUUUUACCUUUUUAAAAAUUAUAAAUAGUCUUGUAAACCACGUGUUUUGAUCGACUAGCAACUUGAGAGCGCUUUUCUCCAAAUUUUCAAAGAAUCACCGGCGAUGUUCUUUUGCUGCAUUAGGUAUUUUCUUAAUUUUGAAAUUUUAUUCUGAUUUUCGUAUUACCUUUUGAUCUGAAACUCCAAAAAGAAAAAAAAACAGUUUAACUACUGCUUAUCACUAAAAGCAAAUUAAACAUAUGUUAGAAGAAUUCCGUCGAAAUUGAUUAGUUUGGAAGUUUUCUUUAAAAAAUUCGGUUUAGGUUUUAAAGUGAAAGCUAAUACCUAAUAUUUUCGUGUCUAUCAAGGAAGAAAACUUUGAAGAUAAUCAAAGAGGAGCGGGAUCAUAUGGAUAGGAUAAGUGAGUUGCCUGAUGCGUUGCUCUUGAAAAUAUUGUCAUAUUUACCAACAAGAGAAGUUGUGACCACAAUGGUUUUAUCGAAACGAUGGAAGUAUCUUUACACGUUUGUGCAAACACUUGAAUAUGAUCAUAAGAGUUAUCCAGAUGGUGAGGACAGGAGCUUCUCGCGGUUUGUUUACAGUUCUUUGCUGUUACACGAGGCUCCAGUUCUAAAAGGGCUGUCUAUACUACUUGGUCAAAACACUGGUGCUAUAGAUAUUGGAGUUUGUGUUAGAACCGCUAUUAAACGUCAUGCCCGUCAACUGAAUAUUGAGAUUGAUGAUACUUGUUCUACUGAAACUAUCAAUCCAGUGGUACUUCCUACUAGCUUGUAUACAGGUUGUACAAUGCUUGUGAGUUUGAGGCUAAACAGUGUGGUUCUUAUGGAUCCGUCUUCCACGGUUUCCUUCCCAUCCCUCAGAACUUUGGUCCUUAUAUCAGUGAAGUACCCAAAUAAUGAAUCUGUCCCCAAGAUUUUAGCUGGUUGUCCUGUUCUUGAAAAUUUAUUCGUGAACCGAUGCCCCGGUGACAAUGUGAACCUUUUCGUAGUUAGAGUGCCCACUUUGAAGAUCCUGUUGUUACAAAAAGUAUCGGACAUCCAUGCUGACGGGUUUUUAAUAGAUGCUCCUUGUUUGGAGCUCAUGGGGAUUAAUGUAAAUACGAAAGGAUUUUGUGGUAUUGAGCAUAAUAUGCCUAAUAUUGAUGCGGCAAGUAUGUGUGUUACUUGUAAUCGUACCGAACAGAUUCUUUCUUCUCUUACAUCACUCCAGCAACUUAGAUUAUGUUUAAUGACCUCAAAGGUAACCUUUAAAUGUUUUUUUCUUUUAAAAGACCUAUCAUUCCCACUAAACUUUUGUUUACUCAUGUAACUUAUGUAGGAUGCAUAUCCUGAAGGAAUAGCAUUUAACCGGCUUGUAGAAUUGACUCUGUGUACAUGUGAACCGGAAUGGUUGAAUCUACUUAUGCGUCUUCUCAAAGAUUCCCCCAAACUAAGAGUCCUCAAACUAGAACAGGUCCAUCUCCGUGAGGCUGUGAAUCCACGGCCGUGCUGGAACGAACCUACUCAUGUUCCUAGCUGUUUAUUGUCAAGUCUUGAAACUUUUCAAUGGUCACAAUACGAAGGAAGAGAAGAAGAGAUCAAAGUCGCGCAAUUCAUCAUAAGAAACUCUGCUUGUUUGAAGAAUGCAACUUUCUAUCCUAAAUCUACUGAUCCUGUAGAGAAGCUUGAGAUGCUAAUAGAAUUAUCAGUGUCACCAAGGAGUUCUUCAAUAUGUCAGCUAGAUUUCGGUCGUGCGGCUCCUACAGCUUGGGACAUUUUUUAUCAUCACCGUUUGAUGAAACGUUUAAGACAGACAUGCCACCAGUAUGUUGAUAAAAAAAUAGUUUCCCUUAAAUAUAGAUGAUUUCUCACAUUUUUUGUUGUUGUUAAAUGGAUAUAUUUAUUUAAAGCUUAUUUAGUUUUUUUUUCGCGUCCUGCUAUUGUUCACUUGGAUGGGGGCAUUCAUGCUUUAGAAUUAUGAUUCACUAGAUCCAUGAGUCUGUGACCAUCCCUCCCACUCGAUCUCAAAUGUACAUGGUGUGAGUUAGACUCGAAGAAACCAGAGAGAAACUUAAUGUCAUUACAGCACAAAAUCACUAUCAAUAUCAGGGACAACAAGUUCAUUUUUAUUUACAUCAUGGGAUCGAUGUUUUACAUUUUGUAUGAAAAGAGUGGGAAGGGAACUGCGGUACAUAUUUUUUUAAAUAAAAAACCUAAAGCAGGACAUAGGACUUCUUUGCUGUUGAAUAUCAGGAUAUAUGACUUCUUUUGCUGCUGAAUAUCAGGUGUUUGAGUUUAUUUUUUUUCUCUGAUUCUGUAAUCUUCUUCUGAUUAUUCAUCUUAAUAUGUUUAAUCUGAGAAGAAUUUGUCAGAGAACAACAAGAGUACUCCAAUUUAUUUUUGUAUGUUCUAUUGAAAAAGCUAAAUUGGCCAAUACUUAUACACUUAAUCAUAAGCUUUGUCUCCAAGGGAAAACGACCAAUAAAAAAAAAAACAAAAACUAAACCAAACAUAAGUUAUGAUGAUUCAGUGUUUAGUUAUUGUUUGGCCAGGU